Molecule: messenger RNA, 1239 nt
Organism: Poeciliopsis prolifica (blackstripe livebearer)
Lineage: Eukaryota; Metazoa; Chordata; Actinopteri; Cyprinodontiformes; Poeciliidae
Gene: akr1a1a
Product: aldo-keto reductase family 1, member A1a (aldehyde reductase)
Exons: 9
Coding region: 194-1168 (324 amino acids)
Biological process (GO): aldehyde catabolic process
Cellular component (GO): cytosol
Molecular function (GO): aldose reductase (NADPH) activity
Source: RefSeq, a predicted model, not a curated record
AGCCUGGAGGUCAGCUGCAGCCACAUUGCACUGUGACUAAUGGCAUAUAGCUGUGUCAGCUAUUUCUAGUGGUAAGGUUGGGUUCACAGAAGGUUUAUGAAUCCUCUGAGAAGAUCUACUUUAAGCCUAGAGCGAGCGCGAAACAGUAAGUAGGAGUUAAGAGGAUCCUCCGUUUGGUUGUCGGCACUAAAACAUGAGCACCUCUGUGACUCUCUCAUCGGGGCAGAGGAUGCCUCUGGUUGGCCUCGGCACAUGGAAGAGUGCUCCAGGUCAGGUGAAGCAGGCGGUGCUGGCAGCUUUGGACGGUGGCUACAGACAUAUUGACUGUGCGGCUGUGUACGGCAACGAACGGGAGGUUGGAGAUGCUUUGGCUCUUCGGGUGGGUCCAGGGAAGGCUCUGCCGCGUGACGAUGUGUUUGUGACUUCCAAACUCUGGAACACCAAACAUGAUCCCGAGGAUGUUGAAGAGGCUUGCAGGUCCAGUCUGACCCACUUGGGUCUCUCCUACCUGGAUCUCUACCUCAUGCACUGGCCCAUGGCCUUUAAGAGAGGGAAGGAGCUAAUGCCUCAACGAGACGAUGGGAGUAUUUGUUACUCUGACACUCACUACAGAGAUACUUGGAAGGCCAUGGAGAGCCUUGUAGAUAAAGGUCUGGUUAAGGCUAUUGGGCUGUCCAACUUCAAUGCAAGGCAGAUUGAUGACAUCAUCACCAUUGCCAGGCACAAACCUGUGGUGAACCAGGUGGAGUGCCACCCUUAUCUGUCUCAAGCAGACCUCCUGUCACACUGUCGGUCUUUAGCGGUUUGUGUGACAGCCUACAGUCCUCUGGGCAGCGGAGACAGACCCUGGGCUUCUCCUGAUGAGCCCAGUUUGCUGGCAGAUCCGCAACUCGCCGCCAUCGCUCAGAGGUACCAGAGAUCUCCUGCUCAGGUGAUACUCAGGUGGAACAUCCAGAGGGGGGUUGUGUGCAUCCCCAAAAGUGUGACGGCCUCCAGGAUCCAGGAGAAUUUAAGGGUGUUUGAUUUUUCCUUGUCUCCAGAAGACAUGAAACGUAUUGACUCCUUUAACCGCAACACACGUUUUGUUAUCCCAACAGUGGAGAGGGAUGGUAAGAAAGUGUGGCGGGAUGGAGAACAUCCUCAUUUUCCCUUUCAUGAUCCUUACUGAGCCAUCAAGAAACACAUUAAAGGCGAUUGUCAGAUAGAUGACGUGAAAAAAUAAAUGAAACUGAACCUCAA